AAGACUACAUACCGUAUACCCAGUUGUUGUGUGUCCGGACAGGUUGUGUGUCCGGACGAUCAAUUUUAGACAUAGAAAGUCAUUUUUAGACUUAGAAAGUCAUUUGGAAAAAAUUACAAGCGAAGUUUCAUCAAUUUUUAGUACAAAAUGUUAGGAAAUAUUAUAAAGAACAAAAGAGAAGAUGAUUAAUAAGUAUUGAAUUCAUAUUUUUAGUGUAAUCCAAAGACAAAAAAGAAGGCUUCAAAAAUAUAAAGUGUCCGGACACCCGACCCCGGCCCCCCAUCCUACUUACCUCCGAAAAUGUACCAGAGAGAGUGAAGCGAUACCAAGACCAAGUGCAGCUUACCGCCGGAGAUUCCCGACCCGAGUUCAUCGAGAGACCGUUACCAUAAAUAUCGGUGCGCUUUCGGUGGACGCGGACAUGGACUCGACCUCCGACGUAUCUAUGCCUGCAACCCGACAGUCGCGAUCCGAUGGUAAAGUUCAGUGGUAAUAGACAAGAAGAAGAUAUCCUUGUCAUGUCAAGCCAGUCGAUUAUCCUACAUUGUCACUGACUGAGACUGAGUGAGAAGGCUGAAAUUUGGGGUGACGCUGAAUUCAAGACAGGAUAGUCAGCUAGGAAACACAGUGCACAGGGACAAUGGAUAUGAAAUUGAAAAAGAUUAAGACUUGCAAGAACUCAAGUACAAAAUUAACUAGACUCUCUCUGAUAUUGAUAACUUUAAGUUUAGUUUUUCUACAAAUAUGCAUGAAAAUUCUUGCUGCAUCUCCAUCAUCUGCUCCAAAUUCAAGCCGUUGUAUAUUUGAUGAAGUUCAAAAGCAUCAAAACAUUGAGACAACUCUUCUAAACUAUCGGGUUCCUGUUGGUGUAAGUGCAAAAUCAAAAAGGUCAUUGGAAGGAGAUAUCUACCAGCCUAUCAGAGUGAAGACUUUUGUUCAGAAUGUGGAACAUCUUAAAGACUCAGUGCAGGUCGAGAAGCUUGAGACCAUCAUGGCUGGUGCAACAUCUGUUAUUCAAAAACUGCUGUCAGUUUUUCCUGUUGAAGGCCCAAUGGUAAUUGAUAGAUCUGAAACAGCUUGUAGAACUACAUAUAAUGGUGGACAGAAUGAUGGAAAGUGUGCAGAAAUUUCACCAAAUUAUAGAGAGCAGUGUCUAGAUAAUUUUGAGAUUCCUGCUGAUCAUCUAGGUGGUCUGUGGACAUGGGAUGCUGUUAACCCAGAGCCUUCAGUCACCCAUUAUGAGGAAGGAUCCGGCAUUCCUAAUUCUGAUAUCGUGAUCUAUGUUAAGGCUGAGCAUACUGAGCGUUGUGAUUCAGGGGAUGUGUUUGCGUAUGCCUCCUACUGCAAGCAGGAUCAGUUUCUCAGACCUAUUGCUGGAGUGAUCAAUUUUUGUCCCAACCCUCUACUGAGUGGAGAAUAUGAUCAAGAUAAGUUUACCCUGCUUGCCUUGCAUGAGGUAUUUCAUGUCCUUGGAUUUUCUACAAGUCUUUUUGACCAGUUUCAAGAAUGCAGUGUAUUUGAAGGUGAACUACAGUGUGAGACCAGGGAUGAUGUAGUGAGAGUAGAUGCUAUGGGACAGUCAAGACUUCACACCCCAGCAGUUGUGGCUGCAUCUCAGGCUCAUUUUGGAUGCUUUGAAGAGGAAGAAAGAGGUGUUCCUCUUGAAAAUUUGGGUGGAGAAGGUCUCUCAUCUCACUGGGAAACAAGAUACAUGUAUGGAUCGGUCAUGGCUCCUGCAAUCCUACAGGCACACUCAACCUUCCUUGAUAAUAUGACCCUGGCUGUGUUUGAGGAUUCGGGUUGGUACAAAGUAAAUUAUGAAUAUGCUGGGGACUUUCUCUGGGGUAAAGGCCAAGGAUGUGAGUUUGGAACGGUUGAGUACUGCUCUACAAACUUCACCCAGUUCUUCUGUAAUAAUAGUGUCUCAGGCUGUGACUACCUAGGGCUAAACAAGGCUACAUGUACCACAAAUACCUAUCUAGAUGGAUGUAAGAUUUAUUGGCCAGAAACUGAGAAUCAGUGUGUGUUUUCUUCCGUUGAUGGGAGUCUCAAUAGGACGGGUGAAGUAACUGGACCUGAGAGCAAAUGUUUCUUGUCAAAUUCAUUUUUGGAGGGAUCAUGUACCCCGGGAGAUCUAGAAGGCAGAUGUUAUGCAACAAGAUGUGGAAAUUCUUCUGAGACAUAUGAAAUCCGUCUCUUAGACUCAGAUUGGAUUCCAUGCCCUGCAGAUACAAGUAUUCAGGUACCUGGUUAUGAAGGCGAGGUUCAAUGUCCUUCUGUGGAAGUUGUAUGUAAGAACCAUUCCUCUCUCGUAAGUCUGGUCGACCCACCCUGUCUGACCUGUUCUACGACUACUACUUCUGCUUCUUCUAUAUCAACAACUCAAACUACCCGAGGUGAAGUUCAUGAUGAAGUUAAUUUCUCAUUAGAGUUCAAUGACCUUUCUUACUCAGAGGUCAAUGAAGGGUCAGAGGUCAUUGCCUUCAAAGCUGUUUUGAUUGAGUGUAUUGCAGAUACUGUUCUGCUUCCUCAGAAUCAUAUUGAAAUUCUGGACAUUAUUGCUGGAAGUGUGAAAGUCUUUGUCAGCAUUAAACCUGAACGUGGGGACUCCCAAGUGUCACCGGAGGAUGCAUACAGCAGUCUCUCUGAGUUGGUGAUAUCAGGAGAAUUCAGUAUUGAAUAUAAUGACAACAAUUAUACUGCUUCUGCUAUCAAGCUAAUAUCUGUCAGCACCCAGACCCCUACCCAAUCCUCAACCGCUGUGGCCCCUCCAUCACGCAAAUCCCCUAUCUCACCCCUCACCAUCGUCAUGCUAUCCAUCUUGGGGGCGCUCUUCGUGACAACCUUCUUAUCUGUCUGUUUGUGGAAGAACAAGAAGACAUCCACAACAAUAGCCCCCACCCCGAGGCCGACAGCCAGGGAGGGGGCAUUACCAGGGGAAGCCUACAUAGUCAGAAAGGGGGAGCGCCGAUCAAGGAGUGAUAACACACCAACGAGAUGAUUUGCUUUCAUUGUGAUUUCUCCUUGGGACGGUUUUCUACCUCUGUCUUUAUGUAGAGUACUAGAUGGCUACUACAUGUGGUGUGCUUUGUCAUCUUGAAUUCAUCUUUAUUUUUCUACCUUCCUAUUUAGAUUGAUUAGAAGAUGGUCUUAAAUAAUAUAUUUUCAUCCCAAGACCGACACCUAUGGGGAGAGGGCAUUACCAGAACUGGCAUUGCAUAUUUGUAAGAGGAGAUUGCUUAACAAAGAAAAGGUAUUUUUAUUAAAGUAUUGAAUUGAUUAUAAGUGAGAGUGGGAAAUAAAACAGAGAUAUACAACCAAGUUGUGCAAUAUAUGUACAUUUGCAUGUACUUUGUAUGAAAUUUUUAAAUGUCAUUCAUUGUUAAAAAAAAACCAAGAUAUUAAAUCAUAUCUCAUGGAUAUUCUGUAAUAAGUAGCAAAUUGCAUCUUAGUAAUGCAUCCCCUUUUUUAAAACUAAACUUGCAUCAGUAUUACAAUAUGUUUAGGCAUUAUCCUGGUUUAAGUCACCACUCCAUUCACUGCCGUUUAUUUUGUCAGCGGCGGUGACUUCUUUCCUCUCCCAUUGACUUUGUACACAAUGAGCGCACACACACUGACACACACGAGAAGAGAGAUGACUUAUUUCAGGAUAAGGCCCAUGUUUAUAGAAAAAUCAGUAUUAUGAAAAUAAAUGGGUCAAGGGAAAAGUUUUAAUAAACCAACACCAAUUUUUCUUCAAAGUUUUUUCAAUAGAUUUUUUUUAGUGUGCCAUCAUGUUAUUCAAUAUUUUUCUAUAGCUUUUAGUAGCACUUUAAUGUGAUUAUUAUCCUAAAUAUAAACAAAUAAUUGUUUUUUUAUCAUUAAAAAUACCUCCAAUGUACUAUUGAAAGGUUACAUUCUUGGAUGUGAUAGGCUGAUGACUUAGAAGCAUUUCUACAAAGCUAUUUGCUCAAAAACUUAUGUGUAACUUUAUAUGCCAUGUUUAUUUGCUAAUAACACAUAGGCCUACAGUAUACAAAUAGCAAAUAGGCAUGAGUGCGAUGGUGCGAGAUUUCGCAUGAGGUGAAAGAAAGAUGCUCUAUUCAACAAGGCGAAAUCUCGCACCAUUGCACGAAUAAGAAUAUUCACUAUUUGUGUUGUAAAACGCCUCGGAAUUCAGCGAAAAUAUGAAAAAACAAGUUUUUCCCUGUAGUAAUCUAUGAAAAGGGAGCAAAAAUAUUGAAAGCGAAAAGCAAAAUCUCACAAGCGCACAUGACUUUGGGCAGCAUUGCGCAUUUAGCCAGCAGGCUUAUACACGUAUUGCACCUUUAUUUUAACUGAGCGCAAUGAAUUAAAUCAUAUUGUGACGUCACCUCCUUAAGCCGUGCAACGGUACAUUUUGGAUGGUACGUCUUGUGUGCAACGGUACAAAUGUUUGGCAUUCAGCCUCCCAUUUGCUCGCAUUCAACAAGCUAAGUAGACGUUGUACAAUGUAACUCAUGAAAUAUAUUCAUAUACUAGGGAAAAACACAUAAAUAUUCUUAUUUUAGUACUAGUAAGAGCAUACUCAUUUGUUUAAAAUCCAGUUUUGAUUUUGUGUGCUUAUUUAAGAUAUAUCUUCAAACUACAUGUAUUUUUUUUCGACUCCAUGUAGGUUCUAGGAUUAUUAAAAGGAAUGUAACUCUUGUAUGAAUACAAGACUGUCGUCCAUGAAUGAACACUUCCAUUUUAUGAAACAGUAUUGGAUCGUCUUUCACAAAGCAUGAUUAUCAAUGAUAAGCUACAAAUUAAUGUUAUAAUGUACUAAAAUUCCAUAAUUUAAUUGGUUAAGAGCAGAUUUAUCAGCUUUUUUUCUUUAACAGGUCACAGCGGUAAACAUUACCUAUAUUUAUUGAAUAUGAGGCCAAGAAUCUUGUAUGUUUAUGAUUUCAACAUAAUUACCAUUUCAUUUUAAAUCAUGAAAAAUAAUCUAAUUGUGUUUCCAUGUUUCUUGUAACAGUUUACUAUUUUUGUAUUGUAUAUUUGCCACCAUAUAAUUCCCCAUUCACAAAAACUGAUGAUUGAUUUAUCUUGUUUUAGUUUUUGUUUUUGUUUUGAAGAUUUGAAUCUUAAAUGGUUGUUUUUCUGAUAAAUUCUCAGGCUUGGCUGCUCCUUUGGUUUCCCAUUGUAUUCACAAAUUUAAUAGAAUUUUUUAAUUGUAAAGGCCAAAUAUUAAGACAAUCAUAUCUUAAGAUCCAUUGUCUGAUGAUAUCAGUUUGUUGUGUGAAUCAUGAAUUAAAUCUGUAUCCCAGGAUUUCUUAUUGAUUUGUUAAUGAUUUAUGUUGUUGAUAGGGCUGAAUGAUAAUUGCUGAAAACUACACUAUGCAUUGUAUACCAUUUGCUGAUAACUAGUAAGCUUUGUAUAUUUUAAAGUAUUUUUAGAUUUGUAUUAUGAUAAAAACUUGCUGUGCUUCAUACAUUUUAUGGAUCUAUUAACAGUAUUUUUAGAUAUUUAUUAUGAUAAACCAUGCUGUGCUUUGUACAUAAUUGAUGAAUUAUAGAGAUAUGUACAUAAGAAAUUAUGUAUUGUAUAUUUGUUUGGUGAUCUUUUUUGUGAUUCCAGUUUUCAUUUUUUUUGUUUAUUUUUUUAAUUAAAUUUGUUUAUUGAAUCUGAGUUUGAAUACAUCUCAUUACCAUAUUUUUAAAAGAUUAACAAUGAUGAUGAUAUUUUUAUUUGAAUCUGAUCAGAAUGUAUUUCUAUAUAUUGGAUAAGAUUUUUUUUAAAUUUAUUUUUCAUUGAAUUUGAGUUCAAAUACAUCUCAUUAUUUAUUAGCAGAUGAUGAAAAUAUAAUUUUCUUUGUAUUUUAAGAGAAUCUGAUUAGAUUGUGCUGCUAUACUGGAUACAGGGUAUGUGAGCUGAUAUACCUUUAAUUUUUUUAUAACUAGAGUAGCUAAUGGGAUUAGGGUUCAGUCCCCCCCCCCCCCCCUCUAAAAAGUGUAUAUGAAGGUCUAAAGGAAAAUUGAAAUGUACUUGUGCAGAACCUGUUGCAUCAAAGUCAUAAGUCUGGUUUACGUGGCUAUUGUGAUGUUGAAUUCAUAAGGUCAAGCGCUAAUUUUUUUUAUAUUGCUUAAAAGUAUACAGUUAAAUCUCCAAAAGUCCUUAUACAUGUAUUUCUAUAUUUCUGUUUUUGCUAAAAAUAUAUGUAUAUAUUUCAUUUUUGGAAAUUAUGAAAUGAGAGUUUAGGUUUGUGAAAGCAUGGCAUCUACAUGUUAUAUACUUUUUAAAAGUGAAAGUAGAAACUGAAUGUUUGGUUGUGCAGUAGUUUUUUUUUAUUUUUUUUUAAAUUUCUUCUUGAAGGGUACUGAUUAUGUUCAGCCUUGUUUGUAUUGUGUAUAAUAAGUACACUAAUGUUAUUGAAAAGUUGAAAUUCCAGCAUUUUUGUUGGAGAUAAAAACUUUAAGAACAUACCAACUACUAAAAGAGCACAUUGACCCAUUUUUGUGUCGCCUUAUUAAGAAAAUACCAAGGACUAAGUGGGCAUUUUGACCUUUUUAUGUCACCUUAACGAGAUAUACUAAGUACUUAAAAAUAACACCUUG
Molecule: messenger RNA, 6558 nt
Organism: Lytechinus pictus (painted urchin)
Lineage: Eukaryota; Metazoa; Echinodermata; Echinoidea; Temnopleuroida; Toxopneustidae
Product: ciliated left-right organizer metallopeptidase-like
Exons: 17
Coding region: 641-3001 (786 amino acids)
Biological process (GO): cell adhesion; proteolysis
Cellular component (GO): membrane; cytoplasm
Molecular function (GO): metalloendopeptidase activity
Source: RefSeq, a predicted model, not a curated record